This is a messenger RNA of Merops nubicus (carmine bee-eater), 1077 nucleotides long. RefSeq names its product transcriptional enhancer factor TEF-1. The transcript has 3 exons. The record is from RefSeq and is a predicted model, not a curated record. Gene Ontology annotation, molecular function: DNA-binding transcription factor activity, RNA polymerase II-specific; RNA polymerase II cis-regulatory region sequence-specific DNA binding. Gene Ontology annotation, cellular component: transcription regulator complex. The annotation marks the transcript as partial. NCBI's taxonomy places the organism in Eukaryota, Metazoa, Chordata, Aves, Coraciiformes, Meropidae. Gene Ontology annotation, biological process: regulation of transcription by RNA polymerase II; embryonic organ development; hippo signaling.
GCUGACUUAAACUGCAAUAUUCAAGAUGAUACAGGAGCAUUUUAUGGAGUCACUAGUCAGUACGAGAGCUCAGAAAAUAUGACAAUCACCUGUUCCACCAAAGUCUGCUCAUUUGGAAAGCAAGUAGUAGAAAAAGUAGAGACUGAAUAUGCAAGGUUUGAGAAUGGCCGAUUUGUGUACAGAAUAAAUCGCUCUCCAAUGUGUGAAUAUAUGAUCAACUUCAUACACAAGCUGAAGCAUUUACCAGAGAAAUACAUGAUGAACAGCGUGUUGGAAAAUUUCACAAUUUUAUUGGUUGUAACAAACAGGGAUACACAAGAAACCCUGCUCUGCAUGGCUUGUGUAUUUGAAGUGUCGAACAGCGAACAUGGAGCACAGCAUCAUAUCUACAGGCUUGUAAAGGACUGAGCAGUUAUUUAUAUAUACACUUCAUUUCACUUCUUUAUCAAAACACAGACUGUAAACCUCAACACUAAGUGGCAGUGCCUCUGGCCCAACUUUCACCCACAUUUUUCUAAAUCCUGUUUUAGUGAAGUAAUUUUUAAUGUGUUCAUAUAUAAUUGUAGCUGUGAAAUUCUGGUACAGUUGUAAAAAUUAUUUCUAAAACUAAGUGUUCUUCAAAUUUGUAAACCACGGUUCUUUGGGAAGACUGUAUUUAAGAACCUAACGCCUCUGUCUAUGGAGGCCUAUUUUUAAUUCUGAUAGAAAAAUGUAUGACAGAGCAUUUGCCAUGGGGAAAAACUGACAGCAUUUUAAAGAAUUUAUUUUGUUUUUUUCCAACACGAAAUACUGGUUUUACAAUGCAAGUGAAAUUGAAAUGAAUCUUUAGCUGUAACUGUAAAUGAAUACACAAAGUUAAUAAUCUUUAUAGAAUUAUCUUUGUAACUAAUUAGGGUGGAAGAUAUCGACGAAUGUAAUUCACUAAAUUAUUUUUUAAAAUGAAACAUUUUUCUGUUUGAAACCAAAUGAAAAAUAUAGCCUUAAGAAAUGCCUGAUAGAAACAGACAGGUCCUAAAAUUAGGCAAAUUUUGUAUUUUUUUCUCAAUGCUAAAACUAAUCUUCUAAUCCAAUAAACUU